CGAGGUCAGCAAAACAGCGCAAAUACCUGACUCGAUCUGGCAGACGAAUCAAAGCGCUAUACAGCAUACAGGUGGAUAUUUAUACCGACUGUGUCCACUGAACUGGAUAGAACAGUCACAACCUUGACGUAGGUCAAAGGACCUAAAGAGCCAUGUCUGUAGAGUGUGUUAUAAAGAAUGCAGCUAAAACGGUAGGGGAAGGGCCCCACUGGGACAGUGCUACCAAUACAUUACUGUACGUAGAUAUUUACGAUAACGCUAUUCAUAGAUAUAAUCCAGCAACAGGAUCAGACGAAAAAAUUAAACUGGACGGUACAGUAGGUUUCGUAGUUCCCGCCAAAAAAGGUGGAUUGAUAGCAGGAGUGGGUCGUUGUCUAGUUCACGUAGACUGGGACACAAAGAGGACAACCAAAUUACACGAGGUGGAUAAAGGUCUAGAGACACGCUUUAAUGAUGGAAAAUGUGAUCCGAGAGGAAGAGUCUGGGCAGGAACAAUGGGACCUGUAGUACCGGAUGUACCCAACAUGAAGAAAAUAGGCAGUCUGUAUUGUUUAGAUCUAGAUGGCACGCUGCGCACGAUGAUUAAGGAUGUAGGAAUUUCAAACGGACUAGCUUGGUCAGAGGACGGAAAGUCGAUGUAUUAUAUCGACUCCACUCCACGACAACUGUACAGAUAUGACUUCGACCCUUCCACAGGCAGCAUAGACAACAAAACUGUAAUCGUUGACAAUUCUGGUAAGUCAGUACCAGAGUUUGGUUUACCAGAUGGAAUGACACUAGACACAGAAGGAAAGGCAUGGGUCGCCAAUUUUUUCAGCAAAAAGGUUGUCCGUUAUGACACAAACACUGGUGAAGAAUUGCAAUCUGUAGAGUUUCCUGCUACAAGAAUCACCUCUUGCUGCUUUGGAGGCCCAGAUCUGGAUGAGCUGUAUGUAACAACUUCUAUUCAUGAAGCACCGGAAGAGGAAAUUAAGGAAUAUCCAUUGGCGGGGACCCUGUUUCGGGUCAAGGGACUCGGUGUCAAAGGUUACCCAGCAAAUGUAUACGAAGGUGAAAUCCCUGGACUGAAAUAGUUACAGACGUGGUGUGGUUAAAAUUAUAAAUGAAAUGUCCAGUAUAAAAUUGAUUAAUACAAGAAUAUCUUGACACAUUACACAUAUAAAUCUCUGCCUAUAUACAUGUACAACCUUUUGUAUGUAAUUGCAAUACUUUUUUGCAUUCGUAUUAAUGUUUGGAGUACUUUGCUUUCUACCAUUAUAGUCUCUGAGUAAAUCAAGUCAUAUUCAA
Saccostrea cuccullata (small rock oyster) is the source of this 1287-nucleotide messenger RNA. Its product is annotated as regucalcin-like. Gene Ontology annotation, molecular function: calcium ion binding; enzyme regulator activity; gluconolactonase activity. The record is from RefSeq and is a predicted model, not a curated record. The transcript is spliced from 6 exons. Bases 153 to 1073 code for a protein of 306 amino acids. Gene Ontology annotation, biological process: L-ascorbic acid biosynthetic process. Lineage: Eukaryota; Metazoa; Mollusca; Bivalvia; Ostreida; Ostreidae.